CUGCUGACCGGACCGGCACGAUGGCUCGCUCGGUGACCGUGAUCUUUCUGGUGCUUGUCUCUCUGGCCGUCGUGCUUGCCAUUCAGAAAACUCCCCAAAUUCAAGUGUACUCUCGCCAUCCACCGGAGAAUGGGAAGCCCAACUUCCUCAACUGCUACGUGUCUCAGUUCCACCCACCUCAAAUAGAAAUUGAGCUACUGAAGAAUGGAAAGAAGAUACCAAAUAUCGAGAUGUCAGAUCUGUCCUUCAGCAAGGACUGGUCUUUCUACAUCCUGGCUCACACUGAAUUCACACCCACCGAGACCGAUGUAUAUGCUUGCAGAGUUAAACACGUCACUCUGAAGGAGCCCAAAACCGUCACCUGGGACCGAGACAUGUAAUCAAGCUCUAUGGAGCUCUGAAUCAUCUGGACCAGUUUAACUCCAGAUCCGGUUUCUAAUAUGCUAUACAAUUUAUCCACAAAGUAAAGAAUAGCAAUGAGCACACCAUCUUCUUCAUAUCUUACCUUAAAUAUUUUAUGCAUGUUUUAAAAAAAAUUGGAGACUAAUAUCCUAGAUUUCCGGAAUAAUAAAGCUUCAAUGAGUGUUUUGAUCAGAAUAAUAAAUAUGGUUAAGAACAAGAGUUGAUCAUAUGUCAAACCCUCUGUACUUUUAUUAGUUGGAUGCAGUUACUCAUCUUUGGUUUAUCACAGCAUAAGUGAUUUGUUUAAAAAACUUAAGAAACUUGAGAUAUUUUCUUUUUGGUAAGGUGAAGAGGCCUAGCUGAAGUCUGUCACUGUGCUUAGCAGCCUAGCAGUUCAAUCCCCCACCCUCAUGGCUACUUCUGCUUUGUUAUUUUUACUAAAAAUAAAAAACUAAAAAAAACCAAAAAACCAAAAACCUAAAAACAUUUGUGCCAGAGUGAAGUGAAGUGGUUUCUAGGUAGCCUUAAAUGUCUGCAAGCCUGUGUGCGGUUUUCAUCACCCAAAGAGACAGUGGGUGUCUUAGAAGGUUCUUGUAGAAGCAGGUUCCUCAAACAAGGGUCCAGAGGAAAGGGACUAAGAAAGGACUCCAAGGCAGAACAGUAGGAGGUGCUCGAUGAAGGGCAGGGGAGGAAACUGAGGGGAGUAGGGAUUUCAGACGUGCUGGCCCCACAGGGAGCUCUAGAGCAAAGAUCACAUCUUAACGUUUGUCUUGGUGAUGUGCACAGCCUGUUGCUGGCUCUACAGGAGCUUAUGUUAGGAUGAAAGCCCAGGUAUUUUGGGGUAUGAUUAUGGUUAUCUGUGGCAAAUUGUGUAAAGGCUGGGGUCUGGUUCUUACUGCAGGGCGUGGGAGGAGCAUCAGGGACUACUGUGUUUCCUGGUAAAUUCUGUUGGGCCUACAGCACACGCAGUCUGAAAACCCCACUCCUCCUCAUUCAGCGUUUCAGCUAAUGUUAAAGAGGGAAUGCUAAUUUGAAACUAAGUUUGAAUCCUAAUCUAACAAAAGUUACUAUAACAUUUCUGACUUGAGCUUCUAAUUUUGAUAGUUUAAUUGUGUCCCCAAAGCUCCUUUUGUGGCUGGAGGUUUAGUCCCCGGGGUGGUGAUGAGAAGUUGUGGGACCCAUAAGAGGGAGUCUAGUGGGAAGUCCUGUCAAGGGACAAGGAGCCUUCUGAGUUCUGAGAGGGUUGGUAUAAAGGCAGCAAACCUGGCGUCUUCUGCCCUUCUGUUGCUCCAGCAUGUAAAGUACUCACUCCUGAUGCAGUCCUCCAUCGCUGUUGGGAAAGAGGAAUCUAUGGCAUAGAGCCUGUGCUUAUCACUAACAUUUUGAAAUUUCCAAACCCUUUAGUUAAAUAAAUCUCUUCUUCCUAA
This is a messenger RNA of Rattus norvegicus (Norway rat), 1829 nucleotides long. It is a transcript of the gene B2m, whose product is annotated as beta-2 microglobulin. Gene Ontology annotation, cellular component: extracellular region; MHC class I protein complex. The record is from RefSeq and is marked validated. The transcript has 4 exons. NCBI's taxonomy places the organism in Eukaryota, Metazoa, Chordata, Mammalia, Rodentia, Muridae. Gene Ontology annotation, biological process: response to metal ion; immune response. The coding region runs from base 21 to 380 and encodes 119 amino acids.